AUGAAUUCCAAAGUUUACAACGCUCUCUGCGCAGCCUUCGCGCUCGCUUACCUACUCGCCCCAGCGCUCCUAUUCAUCCCUGUGAUGCUAUUGGAAGCUUCUCCUUUGCCCUCUGCAUUUUGCAUGGCCAAACCUGCAAGAAGACGCCCCUCCAUGGCGGAAGUGGGUGCAACCCCAUCUCUUGACGUGAGACCAAACGGCGAGAAUCGAGUCGAAGCUCACGAUACUGUGAUGCGUCAGACAAUCCUUGGCCUUGUGUCAAACUGGGUAGGCUCUUUGUGGUCUACUAGUUCACGAACAACGGGAGAACCCUCAGGUAGCUUGUUGAGUGAGCGCCACGGAGGUAUCCCAGGUCAUAUGUCCGUCGAUAAUUCCUCUUCGGAGGAGGAAGACGUUGUUUGUGUAGGAGAGUCUAGCGUGUUCUUUGGAGUAGGGCUUCGGGAAUAUAUUCCACACCUCCUUCCCUUGGAUGAGUUGGAGCGUGGCAUUGAUACAAUGGUGUUCCCAGUUGACGGCGUAGCUGGUACCUGUGGGGAAACCCAUGCUGAUCUCGACGAGGGUGUGUCGAGUGAGCUUGUAGAUAUAUGCGAUGAAGCUGAGGUCAGCGUACGACUCAGAUUCAUCUGUGAAAGAUUUUUCUCAGAGGGUUUUGCAAAUCCAAGACUCCCUACAAGAUUCCUUGACGCGAUGUUGGAAGAGGAGCUCAACGACUCUGAAAACAAAGGUCAUUGCGACUCAUUGACUGAAGUCGCUGAACCAGAGUGCGGUUUGGUUCCAAAGCCAGUCGAGGAGACUUUUGUCUUUGAACAAGAGUCCGUUCAAACCCCAUCGGGUUUGAAUAAUGCUGGCUUGAAGGAUCCAAAGCCAAAGUUUGGGACAGUAGAAGGUCUUGAUGAGGCGUUCGCUUUAUCUUCUUGGCAGUCAGUGAAUGGUUUUUUUGGCGAAUUUCUCUCCACAGGACUUCCCACACCGAUGGAGAUUGACGACGACCUGGCUUGGAGUGAAGUCGUGGAAGUCGAAAAUCCCAUGGAGAUUGAUGAUGAUGUUGUCGAGGUAGUGGUGCCUGACGCUAUUUGUGGCGAAAAGCUCGUGGCCCACACCUGCAAUCCGACGGUUGACGAUUUGCAGCACGUCUCCCAGUCUGCAAAGAAGGAUUGCAAUGCGAACAAGAUCCCAACCUGUGUCCCGCAGCAGGUUGUAGACGACAAGGUGGAACACGACAUGACACGAUUGGAUGCGCCCAUCGCUGUUACUGCGCUGAAGCCUCAGAGUCGCGGUACCAAAAAGUCAGGUGGACUGAAAAAGGGCGGAGAGUCGCUUCCUGCGUCUGUGUCUGGUCUGCUCGCCGACGGGGCAGAGAAGGUUGGAGAGUGCGCUUCUGCGGUCCUAGGACCAAAGGGCCAUUCAAAGACAGCCAAGCCCGCCAGUCAGAGUGGAAAGAAGAAGGCUAAGGACACCGAGGUUGCAACAACGACCGAGAAAGCCUCUGGCUCUCGCGAGAAGCAGCCAAAGGAAACCAAAGCCGAGACUAAGGUCUCCAUGGCUGCAAAGUUGAAAGCGCUGGCUUCCGGCGCUCAUAUGGAGCAGCCAAAGGAUCCCAAGGUUGAAUCUUCCACCAGCGUUGGGAAACCCAAACGUUCUCUUGUCAAGGGCAAGAAAUCGGCAAAGUCUUUCGAUGCGCCAACAAACAACGGUUUGUCGGCCGCCGAAUUCCAGGCAAAGGGUUUCUAA
Messenger RNA from Phycomyces blakesleeanus NRRL 1555(-), 1731 nucleotides. RefSeq lists its product as hypothetical. The transcript has a single exon. The record is from RefSeq and is a predicted model, not a curated record. Lineage: Eukaryota; Fungi; Mucoromycota; Mucoromycetes; Mucorales; Phycomycetaceae. Bases 1 to 1731 code for a protein of 576 amino acids.